Colletotrichum siamense is the source of this 1044-nucleotide messenger RNA. RefSeq names its product Pyrroline-5-carboxylate reductase (gene P5CR-2). Lineage: Eukaryota; Fungi; Ascomycota; Sordariomycetes; Glomerellales; Glomerellaceae. The transcript has 2 exons. Gene Ontology annotation, molecular function: pyrroline-5-carboxylate reductase activity. Gene Ontology annotation, biological process: L-proline biosynthetic process. The record is from RefSeq and is a predicted model, not a curated record. Bases 1 to 1044 code for a protein of 347 amino acids.
AUGCCCUCUCACGCACUCACUAUCUACGAUGGCGGUGCCUCGUCGUCAGACGAGCUCACCAUGACCGUCCUUGGCUGUGGCACCAUGGGCAUUGCCAUACUGAAUGGUAUUCUCACUUCUCUACAGGAGAUGCAAGCUCCCAAGCCCUUGCAAACUCCCUCAGGGUCAGGGACUUCCACUCCUCUCCAAGACGAAGUCCCCCGCCGACUACCAUCCCGCUUCAUCGCCUGCGUUCGCCGUCCUGAAAGUGCAAAGAAGGUCAAGAAGGCUCUUUGGGAACACUCGUCCGUUCUCAAGGUUGUCCAGAACGAGAACAUCCCCUCUGUCCUCAAGUCCGACGUCAUCCUCCUUGCCUGCAAGCCGUACAUGGUCAAGGAUAUCCUGAGCGAGCCUGGCAUGGCCCGCGCCCUGCAUGGCAAGCUCCUUGUCUCCGUCUGCGCGGGCGUCACCGAGGCCGACCUCGAGGAGAUCCUCCACGGUGUAGCGCCCACCAAGAGCCCAGAGGAAGACGGCCGCUGCCGCGUAAUCCGAGCUGUUCCCAACACCGCCUCGCUGAUCCGCGAGAGUAUGACCGUCAUCGGCACCUCGACCUGGCCUCUUUCCCCCGAGAUCUCCAGCCUGGUUACUUGGAUCUUCAGGCGCAUUGGUGAUGUGGUUUAUCUCCCUCCUAAUAACAUGGACGCCAGCACCGCGCUGUGCGGCUCUUGCCCCGCCUACUUCGCGCUCAUGCUUGAGUCUGCCAUUGACGGAGCUGUUGCCAUGGGUCUCCCCCGUGCCGAGGCCACGAGAAUGGCUGCCCAAACGAUGAGGGGAACUGCCGGCAUGGUCCUCAAUGGCGACCACCCUGCGCUUCUCCGGGACAAGGUGACCACUCCAGGCGGCUGCACGAUCGGAGGCUUGAUGGUGCUGGAGGAGGGUCGUGUUAGAGGCACAAUUGCACGUGCGGUGCGUGAAUCAACUGUCGUCGCUAGCCAGCUCGGCCAGGGCGUACAGGGCGUCAACGGCACUCGUUUCCCUGCGCAAUCCGGGUUCCCCAGCUUUUAA